This is a messenger RNA of Mauremys reevesii (Reeves's turtle), 1373 nucleotides long. RefSeq lists its product as uncharacterized. The record is from RefSeq and is a predicted model, not a curated record. The coding region runs from base 231 to 1136 and encodes 301 amino acids. The transcript is spliced from 10 exons. NCBI's taxonomy places the organism in Eukaryota, Metazoa, Chordata, Testudines, Geoemydidae. Gene Ontology annotation, cellular component: cytoplasm.
AGGAUUUGUCCCCCAUCACGGUGAUCCAGCAGCACCUCCAGGGCAGAGCUGAGCUGGUGGCAGACAGGGCCAAACAGCUCCACUUCCUCCAUGCUGUGCCGCGUCUGUGCUUCUCAGCACAGAAGCAGGGGUGGGACACCCUGGAGCCCCUGGUCUCCAAAGCGGCCCUCGUGGAGAGCAUUGCGGAGCUGAUUGAAAAUCUCCCUGGUCCGUCAGAGCCAAGCUCCAUCAUGCCCAGCUCCAUGGCCGCAGUUUGCAGUCUCAGCAAACUGAAGCCACCGCUUGCCCUGGAAUCUCGCCUCCUGCGGGCUCUUCUGAACAGGAUGUACACCAUGGGCACUGGGCAGGACACCACACACUUCCGGGCUCUGUACAUCAACUAUUCUCAGAGCCUGGACAUCCUGCUCAGGGGCCUGCUGACAGAGACCCCCACCAUGGACAAGCUGCAGCAUCUCCUGGAGCACAUCCAUCUCUCUCUCCAGUCAAAAAACACCCAGGAGAGAGCCAGGGCCAUACAGACCAGCGCUGCCCUGCUCCAGUUUGCCACCUCCCUGCCUGGAUUUGACACCUCCUCUGCCUUCUCCAAGGCAGGCGAAUUCGUGCUGCAGCUGGAUCUCUGUAUAUCCCACCCAGCCAGUGACAUCAGUCGGCAAGCCAGGGCUGGGAUAUAUUGGCUUCACUGGCUCCUGCUUCAGAAGAGGGGUCUUCGGAGAGAUAUUCACCGAAGACCAGAAGAGCACUUUCCUCCAGGUGGGGCUGCUGGCCAUCCACGACCCCCUGCUCUGUGUCAACCAGGCUGGCCUGGUGCUGACGUAUUCCAUCUUGGGGGAAGCUGGCCAGCUGAUAGGGGACAAGGGGGACAUUACAGCAAAGAUCAUGGCCAAGCUAUUUACCAUCAGGUGCUUGCGCCAGGUCCCCAAAGCCCUGCAGGGGCUGUGCUCAGUGGGGCAGCACUGAAGACCCCCCUGCCUUUGCAUAACCAGCUCCCACCCCCUGCCUCAGCCUCGCUCCAGGCCCUCCAUCCACCUGCUCCACAGCAUUGCCUCCUCCUCCUCCUGAUCUUCCCCAACCCUUCGGAUUUUGACAACACAGAUUCGACCUUUGGCAUGGAUAUGGACUUUGGCUCGUACUUCUGACCACCCGGCUUUGACCUCUGGCCUGGAUUUGGACACUGGCUCUGGUUCUGCCUGGACAUGCUCAAGUAUUCUUGACUUGGACACCCAGCAGCAGUAGAAAGGCCCCACCAUUACUCAAACCCUAACUCCACCCCAUGACACCUUAGUCCCUCCCACCUGUCACCGGAAGUCCCGCCCCAUGGAGGUAUUACUUCGUGGUCAAGGCGGCCACAUGACUGGAAGCAAGGUGUGUCAUGU